AUGAAGAUUUUCCUUGCUAUGAUUCCACGUGAUAAAGUGAAUCCUGUGGGAAAAAUAAAUGAGGUACAGGCAGUUGGGGAUAGUCAAGAACAGGUUAAUGUGUACGAAGACAAAAAUGGAAAGGAAGAUGAGAAAAAUGGAAAUGAAAUUAAUGUGAAUGAAGUCGGAAAUGCAAAGGAAGACGAGAAUAAUGGAUUUUCCUUUUUUUAUAAUGAAAUGGAUGUGAAUGAAGAAGACAGUGCAAAGGAAGGCGAGAAUAAUGGAAAUGAAAUGGAUAUAAAUGAAGACAACUUGUUUGCUGAAGGAAUAUCAGAGGAUGCCGGGGAAGAAGCUGUCACUAUUGAUGACGACUCGAGUAGCAAUUCAGAAGAUGGUAGUGAAGUGGGAGGAGUACCUGACAUCGAAGAUGGAAAAGACUCUAAGAAGAAGAAUCAUAAUAUGGUUGUAACCAGUAUCAAAGUUGAAUCACCUUCUAUUGGAAGAGGUGUAUGGAAAUUAAAUGUAAGUCUGUUAGCUCAGGAUGAGAUGAAAGCAAAAUUUAAAGCUCUGUGGGCGAGUCUUAAAAAGGGAAAAGAAUUUUAUAAAGAAUUAUAUAGGAAAGUUGAUGUUGAACUUCACGUGCAGGAGAAGUUCAUAGCAUUAUGUAAUAAUAGUCUGGAAGAAGAGGACUGUGAAAUGUUGGUUGAUGAUAUUACAGAAAAUGAGUUAAGUGCUGUAAUUAAGAAUUUGAAUAAUGGGAAAGCACCAGGGAACAGUGGCUCCAUAUCCCCUGCCGUCGGCAGCUAUGGAGUGGAAUCUACUAUACAACAACGGGUGCGUGAUGAUGUUAUCACUACACCUGUAACUCUCGUCGAGAGUGUUAGACCACCGGAGGACUUGGGAAAAGACAAAAACGAUGAGGAAAUCCAACGUCUGCGGUCGGAUGUCUGCCGUUUGUCUGAAGCAUUGGACUUCUUGGCCGAUAAAUUCGAACAAUACACCAAAGAAACAGAUGGGUUGAAGAAGACGAUUGUGGCCCAGCAGGAAAAGCUUCAGCAGUGGGAGAAGAAGAAUGAAGAAACUGAACACCUGCUGGAGCGGACUAACCAGACUAUUGUGGCGCUUCAACGAAAUAUCUUGCGCCAAAACAAUCUCAUAGGCUCAUUAAAAGUGAAAGCGAUAAUGAGGGACAGGAAGAUCGAAUCUUUGGAAAAUGUUAUUGCAGAAAAGGAAACCUUGAAGAGAGAUUCGAUCAUUCCUCGUCUAGAAAGAAGGCUGGAAGAACUGUCCUCUCAAUGUGAGCUUCUGGAGGCAGAUAAGAAACAAAUGGAGGAACGAAUAGUAGAACUUCAAAUGGAUAAGUCCAAAACCGAGCUCGAAAAUCGAGGCUCAGACGCUAGGCAAUUCGAGUCUCUAGUUUCUUGGAUGGAAAAUUUGUCGUCAAACGAAUGGGAAGAAACUGCCAAAGCGGAAUUUGAUAUAGACCGCUUAAAUAAAGCAGUUAUUCAAAUGAUGAAACUAGUGAAUCGACGAAGUCUUGAUCAAGAGGAUAGGACCAACGCCAGGGCAUUGAUAGCUGGACUGAAGAGACAGAGGAAAACUCUGGGAUGUAACAAGGCUGAUUUGGCCAUGAAAGCACAUCUUGGCAUUCAUAUACAUAUCCUGGGUAAAGCUCGAGGUAACAGAAUCAAAAAGGAGAUUGAAAAAUUUAAAGAAUGUUCCUGCCAGAAGAAAACUGUCCUACCGACAGAGAAUGCCUCUGUCAUUCCAAGAUUUGGACUUGUACCGGAGGUCCUUCCUACUAUGAAGGAUUCCAUACCCAUCGCCCAAAGCGAGACUUUGAAGAAAGAGCUCACCACUAAUACUUCUGCCGUUAAGAGACCAAAGUUUCAAGAGGAGAGAGACAUUUUCUUCAAGGAAAAGCAAGACAUACUGAUAGGGAAAUUGACGCAAGACCUGUACGAAUGUCAAUUGGAAAGAAAAAGGUUGAUAGGAUGGGAACAAGAACUGAGGGAAACUGAGAACAAACUGAUCAAAAUGAGGGAAUUGCUCCAGAUAUUGGGUGAAUAUACUGUGGUGGACAAUGAAAGGAUGUUAAAACAUGCAGAAGACUUGAAAGAAUUGGAAAAAAACCUAAGUAUAAGACAGAAAAAAUUGGAAGAAAAAGAAAAAUACAUGCAGGAAAGAGAACAGAAAGAAUUGGGACAUAAAGAAAAAUACUCGCAGGAAUGGGAAGAAAACAAAGAAUUGGAACAAAAAGAAAAAGACUUGCAGGAAAUGGAACAAAAAGAAAAAGACUUGCAGGAAUUGGAACAAAAAGAAAAAGACUUGCAGGAAAUGGAACAAAAAGAAAAAGACUUGCAGGAAAGAGAACAAAAUAUGGAUAUAAAACAGAAAGAAUUGGAACAAAAAGAAAAAGACCUGCAGGAAUGUGAAGAAAACGAGAGUAUAAGACAGAAUGAAUUGGGAUUAAAAGAAAAAGACUUGCAGGAAAUGGAACAAAAUCUGAAUAUAAAACAGAAAAUAUUGGAACAAAGAGAUGAAAACUUGCAAGAAUUGGAACAAAAUUUAAAACAAAUAAGAGAAGAGUUCCAGGAAUGGGAACACAACAUGACCUUAAUACAUGAUGAAAAAGGAACAUCUCAAGAAGAUGUGCAGAUCUACCAAGAAAAUUCAGGUGUGGAUACAGCCUUACCUUCAAGCCCAAGCAGAAAGCGCCCCUCACCACCUAAGUCAAGCACCAAUUGCUGUCUCAUAAGUGCCAACUCAGAUAAUGAGUCCCCCACACCAGUCAUUGUCUGCCUGUCAUUUGGUGACAUCUCAUCUUAUCUCCAGUUAAUCCCUGAUACAGGAGCAGACAUCACAGUGAUUGGCACCACACACUUGGAUGCACUCUGCAUACCCAGGACAAGACUUUCACAUUCAGCCAUGACAGAUGUUGUGACAGCAGAUGGAUCCCCCAGACACCAGCUGUGGGUUACUUCCAGGCGACACUGCCUUGGCAAUAGGGAUAAAGUGAAAGAAGAACUUGAUUCCUUAGUGAAACAAGGAAUCAUCACACCAGCAGGUGACGAACCUUCCAAAUGGUCCCAUCCUAUGGUCCUGGUACCCAAGGACAAAGCAGUCCGCAUCACUGUGGAUCACACCCACCUAAAUUCUCAAGUCGCCUGCCCUACGCACCCAUUUCCCACACCCCACGAUGCUGUCCGCAACAUCUCUCCUAAUGCUAAGUACUUCACUACAGCAGAUGCUCUGCAUGGCUACUGGCAGAUGGAGCUUGCAGAAGAGGACCGCCACCUGACAACAUUUAUAACUCUGUACGGGAGAUUUCAGUACUGA
This is a messenger RNA of Macrobrachium nipponense, 3318 nucleotides long. RefSeq names its product interaptin-like. NCBI's taxonomy places the organism in Eukaryota, Metazoa, Arthropoda, Malacostraca, Decapoda, Palaemonidae. The transcript is spliced from 8 exons. The record is from RefSeq and is a predicted model, not a curated record. Bases 1 to 3318 code for a protein of 1105 amino acids.